AUUCAAUCAUUCUUCUGUUUUGAGUUUUACCAUUUUGACGUUUACGUAAGUUGACGAAAAUAUCGUGAAGAAAUACAUGCAGCCAGUAUCAUUUUUGGCACUUUUACAACAUUAGGUUUGUGAUAAAAACGUUUAAUAAACAGUAAAUACAAGCCCUAUUGUUGUUUAUCAUUGAACAUUUUACAUAACCGGUGCAGCCAUGAGGAUUUAUCUGUUAAAAAGUGUAUCGAAAGUGAUUAGUACGAGAUUUUACUCAACGAAAAAUUUCAAAAAAGUUACCCAUUGUAUAUUUGAUAUGGAUGGAUUGUUACUAGACACAGAACAAGUAUACAAGAAAAUGAUCACACAGCUCUGUGCUAACUAUGGUCACAAAUACACUGAUGAGUUGAUGAUGAAAGUACUCGGUGGAACGGAGCAGAGGCUCUCAGAGAUCCUGUGUAAGGAGCUGAACCUGCCCGUGACUCCAAAAGAGUUUAGAGACCAACUCCUGGAAUUGGGCGAUACUAUGUUAGCAGGAACACCUCUUUUGGAUGGAGCGGAGAAACUGAUCAGACACCUUCACAAAACCAAAGUGCCUUUCGCCCUUGCCACGUCGUCAAGCGCACGAUCAGUGGAGACCAAGGUCGCCGCCCACAAGGAGCUGUUCAGCUACUUCCAUCACAUGGUCAUGGGGAGUACGGACAAGGAGGUGAAGUACGGGAAACCUCACCCGGACAUAUUCCUGGUAGCCGCCGCCAGGUUCCCUGAUAAGCCUGAUCCUUCUAAGUGCUUAGUAUUCGAAGACUCGCCACACGGCGUGACAGCGGGCGUAUCCGCAGGCAUGCAGGUGGUCAUGGUACCCGACCCCCACCUCGACAAACGACUCACGACCCACGCCACCAUCGUCCUGCCCACGUUAGCCAAAUUCCAACCAGAAUUAUUCGGACUACCGCCUUUCUAGCAGCAACUUGAUAAGUAAAUUUUUGAACCUAGUGUUGUUUUGUAGUGUGUAGUUAAUGGUUAGUCGGUUUGUAUGGUUAAUGAGAGCCACAAUAGUAAUUAAUAUUAUUGAUAAGUACAGUUGAAUAUUCAUAUUUUAUUUCUCGUCUGUUACCUUGCCUGUGUCAUGUAGGUCUUAUUACAUUAUAAAAAAGAGGUAGACCGUCAUUUUUCUCCAUAACUUUCAUCGUAUUGAAAUGUCUGUGAGAUUGUACCUAUUCUCUUCGCAGAGUUAAACCGCUUAAUGAUAAAAUCUCGAAAAACAGAAAUUUUGAAUUA
This is a messenger RNA of Manduca sexta (tobacco hornworm), 1257 nucleotides long. Its product is annotated as probable pseudouridine-5'-phosphatase. Lineage: Eukaryota; Metazoa; Arthropoda; Insecta; Lepidoptera; Sphingidae. The record is from RefSeq and is a predicted model, not a curated record. The transcript has 4 exons. The coding region runs from base 200 to 940 and encodes 246 amino acids. Gene Ontology annotation, molecular function: phosphatase activity.